AUCUGCCGACCCCGGUUAACUGUCAUUCAUCUUCCAGCCCUAAAUUCUCUAUUCACCCUGUGCAUUUCGUCUUUCACUUUCCAGAGACGGCUACGCGUGACGUCUGACUCUCCUCUUUCCGUAUGAAACAAACGGAAUUGUAACGUCCUCUUUAUUUCAAUUAAUACAUUCGCCCACUACGAAAUCUUGAAUGCGGCGUUCAUCUCUCUUAGACAGUGUCAGAUCCGUAUAAAUAUCCUGGCCGUUGCUCAUCCGUCGUGGAGACUAGGCUUCUGCGGUUCUGGGAGGCUAGAAGCGCCAGUCGUGGGGGUGAGCUCAUGAGAGUUGACAUGCUACUGAUAGACGUAAAUUCUACCAUGGUGCAAGCAAGCAUCAAUGCUCCGCGCCUUCUAAAAUUCCAGGGAAGGCUCGCCGCCGGAAGGACGUUUGCCCUGUCCGAUUUUGACGUGGUCCCAUGUACUCAUACCCGCAUGCUUACCGACUCACCCCUGCUGAUUCGGUUCAAUGGUACUACCGGUUUUGAUGAGAUAACCGAACCAUCCUUUCCCCUUCCUAUAGAAGGUUUCAGCUUCCAAAAUGAAACAGACUUGCUUAGAAUAGCAAACACCAACACUCGGCUACCAGAUAUUUUAGCUGAGAUUACUGCUGUCAAGAGCACUGUGCAUGAUCCUCCAAAAGGAAAAAAUCAUGUUAUGGCAACAAUCAAAAUUGAUAAUGGUAACUCUGCCACAUUGAAUCUGUUCGACAAUCAAGCAAUCGAUUUCCACAGAAGACUUGAAUCCAUGCGUGUUGAUCCAAUGGUGAUUGUUGCCACAAACAUUAACCCACGAACAGUUGGAGCCCAUUUGUCUCUCAACGCCACGUCCGGAACACACAUCUACUUUGACCAGGAAACCACAGCUGGUCAAACGUCUUUCAAUCGGUUGGUCACAAGAUCCACUGGUCUCCCACCUGCAGCUCCACUUCUGGGAGAGGUUGCAAAAGUCGAGCCCGUAACCAUAGCUGAACUCAACAGCUUUGCUAUCAUCGCCGUGUCUGAGGAUAUUCAGUUCAUGUGUACCGGUAAAGUUAUUCGUGUAGACUCUGAUAAGGGCUGGUGCUACGUUGCUUGCUCUAAAUGUGGAAGAAAGCUCCAGCGCAUUGAAUACACCUUCAAAUGUGUGCGAUGCAACAACUCUCAUGCUGUUGGUGUUCUCCGCUACCGAGUCGAGCUUGCAAUAGCUGAUGACACUGCCGACGGUAUCUUUGUCUGUUUUGAUGGGGUAAUGACCAAGUUGCAUGGUCUCGAAGCACGUGUAGCUGGACAAGUGUUGGAUGGCGAGGCGGGGUAUCCCGAGGACUCGCAUAUGCCCCCGUUUGUUACAAGCAUGGAGGGGAAAACAUACACUUUCCAUGUCAAGUUGACAACUUAUGAUUUCACAUCAACCCAUCAAUGCUUCACUGUCACCCGUAUUCUCGCGGAACAUGAACGCCUGCCACCACACAAAUUUGACACUUAUCAAGAAGAAGUUGCUACUGAUGGUGCCAAGGUCGAAGGUAUUCAGCCAAUUCUUGCAAAUGUCGACUCCGGAAGUACUGGCGGUGAGACAUCCUUGAUUGCUGUUAAUAAUCCAGUAGGGCGUGUACCAAAUAAGGUGGACGACGCAUCUAACCACAUCCUCAAGAAAGCUCCAAAGCCUUAGGUUGAUAAACUAAAUGAUAGAGAGCCUGUUUUAAAAUAAUGCUUAUGCAUGAACUUGCCCGUUUAAUUUUCCCUUUUUAUAUACUUUUGAGUUUUUCAAGACUAUUACUGCUCUAUUUUUAUUUUAGUUUUCUAUUCAGACAAUAAUUAUUUAUUUUCCCUAAAAUAUAAAGCAAAACUGGUAUCUA
Molecule: messenger RNA, 1869 nt
Organism: Brassica rapa (field mustard)
Lineage: Eukaryota; Viridiplantae; Streptophyta; Magnoliopsida; Brassicales; Brassicaceae
Source: RefSeq, a predicted model, not a curated record